Molecule: messenger RNA, 511 nt
Organism: Staurois parvus
Lineage: Eukaryota; Metazoa; Chordata; Amphibia; Anura; Ranidae
Source: the annotation of a GenBank genome assembly
GCACAACCAAACAAAUUAAAUAACCUUUUUAAAACAGCUGGGGCUUGUUAAAAAGGUUCUGUGUUCCUUUGUGAAGCCGUCUGAAGAAGUAACCUCUGUUCUUAGCCAAGAAACUUCCCUGAAUGCCUUUAGUCUUUACUGCAGGCUCAGUAUCCACCUCCAUUACAAGUUCCGUUCGGAAGGAAGAAUAUACUUGUCAGUGCUGGAGGAUACUGGUGGUUGGGUUGAAAGUCAGGUUCUUGGAAUCCUUGGAAGCAGUGACUCCUUCACGGAGCAGCAGAUUACAAUGGCUCAACAGAUCCUUCAGACAUAUCUGACAGUAUGUAAAGAUGUGGUAAUGGUUGGCCUUGGUGACUCAGAUUUUCAAGCACAGCUUCUUCAAAUUCUAAUUUCCGUAAUACAGAUUGAAAAGUGCUGUGAUUUGCUGCCAACAUUUCUUUCUGUACUGAAGGAGAUAACAGAAGUUUGUUUACUUAGUAAGAUGAAUGAUGACAGAGCCGACUUGGAUAAA